UGCCGGCAGGGCCGCGGGCUCGGCACCGGCGGCCGGGGCUGGGGCGGCCCCGCCGGGCUCCGCUGCGGGCUCCGCUCCCCGCCGGCCUCGCCAUGCAGCGCUUCACCGUCAACAUCAAGCUGCCGGCGCGGACCCUGACGGGCGCCCUGAGCGCGCCCAACCGGGGCGCGGCGGACUGGGGCUGGCAGGGUUUGAUUGCGUAUGGAUGCCAUUCCCUCGUGCUCGUAGUGGAUGCCAACUCUGCUCAGACCUUGCAGGUUUUGGAAAGACACAAAGCCAGUGUUGUCAAGGUUAAAUGGGCUAAGGAAAAUUACCACCACAAUAUUGGCUCUCCAUAUUCCUUACGUUUGGCUUCUGCUGAUGCCACGGGGAAAAUCAUUGUGUGGGAUGUGGCAACAGGAACAGCUCGCUGUGAAAUCCAGGAGCACUCAAAGCCCAUCCAAGACAUGCAGUGGCUGUGGAAUCAAGAUGCUUCCAGAGAUUUACUGCUUGCAGUUCACCCACCAAAUUAUAUUGUACUGUGGAAUGCAGACACAGGCACCAAACUUUGGAAGAAAAGUUAUGCUGAAAAUAUCCUGUCUUUUUCAUUUGACCCCUUUGAUCCCUCACAUUUAGCUUUGUCAUUUGCAAGGGGUGAGAUUUUGAAUGUGCAAUCUAACAGCCAUCUCUUUGCCCAGGUAAUCCCUUGUUUUCAGAGGGAUGGGUUAUUUUGCCUGCAUGAAAAUGGUUGUAUCACAUUGAGGGUUCGUAGAUCCAACUGCAGCAUCACUGCAACUCCAAAUGAGGAGCCAGAUCCAGAGCCAGCUCAGGAGCUGGUUUAUGAUUUAAGAAGUCAGUGUGAUGCCAUCAGGGUGACCAAAACAGUUCGACCCUUCAGCAUGGUGUGCUGCCCGGUGAAUGAGAAUGCUGCAGCUCUCAUAGUCAGUGAUGGCAGGGUGAUGAUCUGGGAAUUAAAAUCCAACAUUUCUGGCAGAAAUGUGCGCAACAGCAGUUCCAGUGCUUCACCUCUGUAUUCCCCAGUCUCCUUCUGUGGAAUCCCUGUAGGAGCAUUGCAAAAUAAACUUCCAGACCUCUCAUUAGACAACAUGAUUGGGCAGGGUGCAAGCACUGGAGAAGAGCUAAGGAAUUCAUUACUGCAGGAAGUGCACCUCAAAUUCCUGCUGACAGGACUUCUGUCAGGGCUGCCUCUGCCUCCCUUCGCCAUCCGCAUGUGCCCGCCCCUCACAACCAAAAACAUCAAACAGUAUGAGCCCAUCCUUGCUGUUGGUACAAGCAAUGGCUCUGUCCUGGUGUUUCACCUCACAAGUGGACUCCUCCACAAAGAGUUAAGCAUCCAUACCUGUGAAGUCAAGGGAAUUGAAUGGAUCAGCUUGACUGGCUUCAUUUCCUUUGCCACAUCAACACCCAACAAUCUGGGACUGGUCAGGAAUGAGCUGCAGCUGGUGGACCUUCCAACAGGCAGGAGUGUUGCAUUCCGUGGGGAGCGAGGCAACGACGAGCCAGCCAUCGAAAUGAUAAAGGUGUCUCAUUUGAAGCAGUACCUAGCUGUGGUAUUUAAAGACAAACCACUGGAGAUCUGGGAUGUCAGAACUUGCACUCUGCUCAGAGAAAUGUCUAAAAACUUCCCUACAGCCACUGCUCUGGAGUGGUCACCUUCUCAUAACUUAAAGAGCCUGAGGAAGAAGCAGUUGGCAGCCAGGGAGGCCAUGGCCCGGCAGACAGUGGCAUCAGACACUGAAGUCAGCAGUGUGGAAUCCUCUGUGAUCAGCUUGUUGCAGGAAGCUGAAAGUAAAUCAGAGCUGAGCCAGAACAUCUCUGCCAGGGAGCACUUUGUGUUUACAGGUGCUGAUGGGCAGGUUUAUCAUCUCACAGUAGAGGGAAACUCAGUAAAAGACAGUGCAAGAAUUCCUCCAGAUGGAAGUAUGGGUAGCAUUACUUGUAUUGCCUGGAAAGGGGAUAUCCUGGUUCUUGGAGAUGUUGAUGGAAACUUAAACUUCUGGGAUUUGAAAGCUAGAGUAUCCAGGGGGAUUCCUACUCACCGGAGCUGGGUGAAAAAAAUACGGUUUGCCCCAGGGAAAGGAAAUCAAAAACUCCUUGCAAUGUACAACGAUGGGGUAGAAAUUUGGGAUUCAAAAGAGGUACAAAUGGUGAGCAGUUUAAGGAGUGGCAGAAAUGUGAAUUUCCGGGUCUUGGACGUGGACUGGUGCACGUCAGACAAAGUGGUGCUGGCAGCAGAUGAUGGAUGCAUCCGAGUGCUGGACUUGUCCAUGAAGCCCUCGUGUUUCAGGAUGGAUGAGCAGGAUUUAAUAGAACCUGUCUGGUGUCCCUACCUGCUUGUUCCAAGGGCUUCAUUAGCUUUAAAAGCAUUCCUGCUGCAUCAACCGUGGGAUGAGAAAUAUUCUCUAGAUAUUAUGGACAUUGAUUAUCCAGAGAAUGAAAAUAUUAAAAACCUUCUUCAAGAGCAAUUGAAUUCACUGUCCAACGACAUAAAGAAACUUCUGCUUGAUCCAGAUUUUACUCUUCUGCAGAGAUGUCUCCUGGUUGCCAGGCUGUAUGGGGACGAAUCUGAGCUGCACUUCUGGACUAUUGCUGCCCACUAUUUGCACAGCUUAUGCCAGGAAAAGCCUGCAAAACCAGACACAGCUGUCCUUCAGGAGCAGCUGGUUAAUCCUCUGGAUAUAUGCUAUGAUGUGCUGUGUGAAAAUUCUUACUUCCAGAAAUUUCAGCUGGAAAGGGUGAAUCUCCAGGAAGUGAAGAGAUCAACAUAUGAUCAUACCAGGAAAUGUGCUGAUCAGCUUCUUCUGUUGGGCCAGACUGACAGAGCAGUGCAACUACUGCUGGAAACCAGUUCAGAGAAUGCACAUUAUUACUGUGAUUCACUCAAGGCUUGCCUGGUCACAACUGUCACCUCAUCAGGGCCAUCUCAAAGCACCAUUAAACUGGUAGCAACCAACAUGAUAGCCAAUGGAAAGCUUGCAGAGGGGGUGCAGCUGCUGUGUCUGAUUGACAAGGCUGCAGACGCCUGUCGCUACCUGCAGACCUACGGCGAGUGGAACCGUGCAGCAUGGCUGGCCAAGGUGCGGCUGAGCUCGGAGGAGUGCGCGGACGUGCUGCGGCGUUGGGUCGAUCACCUCUGCUCCCCACAGGUCAACCAGAAAUCCAAGGCCAUUCUGGUCCUCUUGUCUCUUGGCUGCUUCACAAAAGUUGCAGAGAUGUUACACAGUAUGAGGUACUUUGAUAGAGCAGCUUUAUUUGUAGAAGCUUGCCUGAAGUACGGGGCAUUUGAAGUUAAUGAUGAUACAAAUAAAUUGAUCCAUGCUGUGUAUGCAGAUUAUGCCAGGAGCUUGAAGCUGCUGGGCUUUAAGGAGGGAGCUGCUCUCUUUGCCUCAAAAGCAGGAGAAAGUGGGAAGGAGCUUCUGAGUGAACUCAAGCAGCCGAAGGAGGAGGUGACACAGGAGUGAGAACUCUGUGUUGUGAGGUUGUCUGGCAGACUGGGAUUCCACUGGGUGAAAAUUCACUUUUCUCUUGAAUCACUGUAAUAGCUGAUCUGUGGGAUUUGAGCAAAUACUGUUAAAUGUGUUGGAAGUCAGGAUGAAGAACUGCGGUGUUGCUUUUUAUUAAAUUUGUCUGCACUUUCACAAGAGGGGAAAGAAGCUUAUGAUAAAGUUAUACAAUAAUAUUUCCACUUUUUCAGUUGUAGCAGGAAUCAAAUUUAAAGAUGUGCUGAAAGGCUUCCAUACCUGUGUCAAAGUCUGGUCCAUUUACUUCUAAAAAUCAAAUCUUAAUAGACUUCAAUACUGUUGUAUUUAUAUGUAAAAAUGAUUUAGUCUGUACUGUAAAAAUAUAAAUAUAUUUAAAAAUAAAUAGAGAUCACAAAGCACACAGUUCUUUCCUGGAACAUCAUGGUUUUUUCAGUCCAAUUUCUUGUUUAAAAUUACUGUUAUUUUAAAUCAAUUCAAUGUAUUGUCAUUUCCAUAACUGCCUGGGAUGGAAUCUUUAACAGGUUCACUUACAAAUGUUGCUCUCCUAACAUUCCAGAAAUCCAUAAAACAUCCCUUUUUCCAGUUAAGGGAUUGUUAUAUUCCAUUUUAUUUUCAAGUGUGCACUCCCUGCACACCCUGGGGACUGAAUUCUGCCUGUCAAAGGGUAGGAGGAGGUUUUUCCUCCAGAGCAGCAGGGUCAGGACACUGCUGGUGCUGUCCCCAGUCACUGCUGUGUUAUUGAAUGUCUGAUUAACAAAAGGUGAAAAAAGCAUUGUGCAAAGCCAAAACAAUGGCUUUUUCAUGAGAUACUUCUGCUAACAUAUCUGAUGGUCCACAUACACAAGGAUGCCGCAGAAAACCUCUUUUCUGAUUUUUUGCCAGUAUUCCAGUACUUGUUUGUGUUAUUGUUUCUAAUGGCAGAUGUCUCUUUUCUUUGUAUUACUGAUGAGAAAUUUUACAGCUGAGGAGUGGGUGCUGAUGGUACACUGCCCUUGCAAACUGAAGACUGUGGCAUUUAGGCUAAAAGCCUAAAUUCUUCUUUUUCCCAGCUUGUUGGAGCUACUGAAGUUGAGUUUGUUGUCAUGAAAAGAAUCCUAUAAAAUGUCUCUCAUUUGAAUGUAAUUUUUGUGUUGUCUACUUGCAGUAACAGUGCAUUGGAUUCUCCUUUUGUUCAAGGAUUUGUGGAUAUGUGUUCAGAACUCCCAUCAGCUUUGGGACAUCUCCAGCUCCAGAAAACUUUUGUUUCAAGUCUUAAAUAACAUUUCUGAGAAAAUUAGAAAGGGUAGACUGUUCAAGUCUUUUUGAAUACAAACUGAAAAAGGGAGUUUCAUCAUUCUGAGCAGAAAAGUAGGAGUUAUAACUGCAAUGUGUUGUAUUUGUUCUUGCCACAUCUUACAUAAAUUACCUUAAAAUACUUUUUGUUCAGUGUAUUGUGAACUGUGCUUAUGUUGUUGCUUUAGCUUGGGAAAAUGAGUAUACAAGGAAAUUUGCCUUAAGUAUUACGUGAGCAACAGAAUUAAUCAAAAUUAACUGUAAUUAGCAGUGGCCUAAAUUCUGGCUCUCACUGACUGCUACAGCUCUGCUCAAUCUCUUGCUUUUGUAGCAGCCCUUGUAGACAAGACUCCCACAGAGUUGUGAGCACACCCAAACUUUUUCUUUGAAGCUGUUUGUCAGUGGGUCUGAGAUAAAUCUACUUCAGUAUACACUUGGAUUUAUAACUCUGACGGUGUAAAA
This is a messenger RNA of Pyrgilauda ruficollis (rufous-necked snowfinch), 5216 nucleotides long. It is a transcript of the gene WDR11, whose product is annotated as WD repeat domain 11. The transcript has 27 exons. Bases 93 to 3461 code for a protein of 1122 amino acids. Gene Ontology annotation, cellular component: cytoplasm. The record is from RefSeq and is a predicted model, not a curated record. Lineage: Eukaryota; Metazoa; Chordata; Aves; Passeriformes; Passeridae. Gene Ontology annotation, molecular function: protein binding.